Molecule: messenger RNA, 1240 nt
Organism: Polyodon spathula (Mississippi paddlefish)
Lineage: Eukaryota; Metazoa; Chordata; Actinopteri; Acipenseriformes; Polyodontidae
Product: C-X-C motif chemokine 10-like
Exons: 4
Coding region: 363-647 (94 amino acids)
Biological process (GO): cellular response to lipopolysaccharide; chemokine-mediated signaling pathway; inflammatory response
Cellular component (GO): extracellular region
Molecular function (GO): chemokine activity; CXCR chemokine receptor binding
Source: RefSeq, a predicted model, not a curated record
ACUUCUGCUUUCUGCAGAAAAAUGAUUUCUGGUAAGAAAUUAGCCUAUAAAAUUAGGACUAAUUAAAUCUUAUGGUAUAGUAUUUGCGACUUAUGUUUCUGGUAGUCAGCAAAAACACUGGAUUUCUUUUAAAACCCUGCAAUUUCUUCUAAAAGGUCAACUUAAUGAAAAGGAAACUCCUUUGCAUGGGAACUUCCCAAGACACAGGCUCCUUGCCAGCAUUUCGCUCAUUGGAUACUGAGCAUUUCUAGACAGUAUAUAUUGAACCACACUUUCUAACAAGUACCACACUUAAAUUGACUCAAGACAUCUGAGUACAGAUAACAAAAAUUAAAAAAAAAAAACCUUUGAACAAAACCACAAUGAACUCCACUGCAACCCUCUUCUUUAUUUCUUUUGUGUUGUGUGCCGCUGUGGAAGGUACUUCUCUUUAUGGAAAGGGACGAUGCAUUUGCCUUAAGAAUGGGGAUGACUUUGUGCGUGGAAGAAACAUUGUGAAGUUAGAAGUGAUACCAAAAAGCCCAAUGUGUGACAGGCUAGAGAUUAUUGUGACAAUGAAGGGUACGGCUGAACAAAGAUGCCUGAAUCCCCAAUCUAAGUUUGUGCAGAAUCUGGUCUCCACAUUAAGGACAAGGUAUUCAAAGUAAACUUCUGUGCAACGAAGGACAUGAAAACCCCAAAAUAAAGGCCAAUGACGCCACCAGAAACAUCGGCACUUUGAAUCAUUUGUUCAUGGGCAUUAUUUCAUUUGAAUUUUUGGAUACCAUAGCACAAAUAAUACAGUCGGAUGUAAUUAUUAUUUAUAGAUUUUAUUUGUAAACACAGGAGUACACAUUAUUAUUUUGAAAGUACCAUUAAAUAGUUGAUCUUUGUUACUGAAUGUAUCGUGUAUUUGUCAAAUAACAAACUAUUUAUUUAAAUUAUUCAAUUAUCUUUAGAUCCCAGCAUUUGUCAUGCAUGUUUUUUUUUUGAUAGAACUGACGUCAAAUGUAAAGCACUGCGUACAGCUGCUUGUAUUGUUUGUCGGUAAAGGAAGACUUAUGAGCGAGAAAAUGCAUGCAACAUUCGAAAAAGGGAGUAUUAUACAUAUUGUGCAUUCUGAAAUGCAUUGUAUAUAAUGUACAUUCUGAAAUGUGUAUUGUUUUUGUUAUGUUCGUUGUUAUGAUAUUUGUAUUACCCUGUUUAUAUGCUUGUGGUUUUGAACAGUUGUAAUGUGAAAAGUAAAUUCUUGAAUUUUAAA